This is a messenger RNA of Mytilus trossulus (common blue mussel), 2903 nucleotides long. RefSeq lists its product as uncharacterized. Bases 202 to 2088 code for a protein of 628 amino acids. The record is from RefSeq and is a predicted model, not a curated record. The transcript is spliced from 2 exons. Lineage: Eukaryota; Metazoa; Mollusca; Bivalvia; Mytilida; Mytilidae.
AAACCUGUUCCGAACUACUAGGUAGGUCAAUAUUAGAUAACUAUAUGUUCGACUGGACAUUUAAAUGUUUGUUGUUCACUGUCAUUUUAUGAGAUUGUUAAUAAAUAAAUAACGUCAUCAUAAAGAAUUCUAAAAUUAGUUCGGAAAACCUACUGAUAACAAUAUUCUGUCAGUUUGUAUGGUGGCAAACAUUGAAGGAAAAUGGAAAAACAACAGAAGCAGCGUACUUUUGAAAACGAAAAAAAGUGGAAACAUUUUCUAUCUAGUAUCAAGAGAGUGCAUAAUUUUCAAACAAACAAUGUAUGUAUAAAUUCUAAAAUUAAUACAAAAUGUCUGGCAAAUGAAUUUGCGAACAAGUUGUUAAAGAAGAAAGGCGGAUUUAUUGAGAUUAGUGGAAGUAAAAAUACAAUGGAAACGUAUGAACAUUUUAAUGUUAAAGAAUCCCCAACCCAACCACACAAUAUGGAUUUUAACGACAGAGAUCACGUGGGCAUGUCACGGGCAGACACAUGGCCAAAAGAAAGAUCUAAAUAUAUAGAACCAUAUAAUAUUUCUGAUACUGAUUCUGCCUGCCGCAAGCUUAGUUUCGAAACAACGAACACAAUAGUUUGUGAGUCGUCCGACGAAGAAAUGAGUCCGAGUAUUUUAAAACCAAUUCCUUCGGAAAAGUUCGGUUACCAUUGGAAAUCACAGCCUCGGUUUGAUAUUCUAAAUGAAAUAGAUUUGAGUCCAAGUAAAAAAAUCAAAUUUGAAAAGGAACUAUUCGCAGAUAAAACGAUGGAGAGCCGAACAGAACAAGCAACAGGAAGUUCAAAAGAGGUUCAUGAAAAAUACGAGCAAGAGAAGGAAGCAACUAAAUUAGACAAUAACGAACCUGGCACAAUAUCAAUGUCUGAAGACAAUAUGUCGAGCCAUGUUGGAAAUGUUAAAAUUAAUCGGAAAAUAGAUAUCGUUACAAAUCCAACAUCAAUAAAAUCAGAUAUUGAUAAUUCAUACAGGGAUACAGUCCGGAGAAUCGAAAAGUCAACAGACUUUUCGGAAGCUUUGAGGGAUGGGGGGAUGGAUGGCUCAGCAGAACCAGGAGCAGAUACAGUGAUAGAGGUGCAGGUAGAAAACAGAAAAGGGACGACAAAAAAUAAGGUCGACAAUAGGCCUGUCACACUACAAGUGUCAGCAGACGAUAUUUGCCAUAUUAAGACAAAUUUUGAAAUUAAUCGUUUACGAGAUCGAAAUGAAAAUAUUCCAAAGUCAAAAAAAUCUGACAUUGAUAAAUCAUGCAGUAAAUGGACUAUACCAAAUAUUGCAGAAUACUUUGAUUUUGAUAAAUCAGUUCGAAAAAUUGAAAUGCCGACAUAUUUUGCCAUUGGUGCUGAAAAGGUGUCAGAAAAUAUUCAAUUAGAAUUAAUUCAAAAACUUCAAGUUUUUAAGUCUGUGCAAAAACACAAAAGCAAGCAAAAUAAUGAUAAGGAAAGUAUUUCACAUUUAAAGUCUCUCACGGUAACAGAAUGCGGAAGUAGGCUGGUACUAGACGCGUUACUUAUUCCACUGUGUGCAUCGUUAGGCUUAAACAUCGAGGUAGAUAAAAAUAUAAAUUGCAAUUUUCUCCCGAACUGCAGAUUUGAUUAUUGCAUAGCUAAAGAUGAUAAACUAAUUGGAUGUGUGGAAACAAAAAGUAUCAAAAGUUUGAACGACAGCGCCGUUGCGCAGGCUUUGCUGCAAUUGGUAAUCUUGCAGACGAAUUUAUUACGAGUUGAUGACCCCUUGACCGCCAAAUGUCCAUUAUUUGCUGUUGUUACUGAUGGACAUAGAUUUGUUUAUAUUCAACUGCAGGAGUCUGUAUUCAAAUUUGAACACGAAGGAGAAAAGGUUAAAGUUCGCGAAAUCGCACAUGAAGACGAUGUUAAGUGCAUUUUAGAACAAAUCGGUUACCUAAUGAAUGAAGCAACCGCUGCACUAUUAAAAGGCAAUAACUUGGGUUCUUGUACAGUGAUAGAGACAAACUCAACGAGUUCAAAUAAUUUAGUGCCAAAUGUAAUUAAUUUAGAUGAUCAGAAAAGUGAGAACCCGCAUAUAAUUGUCAUUGACUGAGCCAUGCGGAUAAAUAAAUUGAACAUUAAAUCCUGUAAUCGAAGUAUAAACUCGUGUUUGAGCUUUUCAUUUUGUCAUUUGACCAAUCUACUGACAGUACUGUAAAUUCAGAAAUUAUUGCGUGCAUUCAUUAUUGCGAAUUAGUCAUUUUAGACUUAAACGCGAUUUUGAUUUUAACGAUUUGGGGGCAAAUCCUGCUUAAUUCAUAUUUAAAAUAAUCUAAAAUGCGAGUUUUAAUUAUUGCGUUUACAACUCGUCUCAAUUUUUGCAACAAUAAAUACCUCGCAUUAAUUGCUGAAUUUACAACUAAAAUAUAGAUCUCUGAUUUCGUUAAAUUACAUAUGAGUAGUAUAAUGAAAUCAAAAAUCUAUGUUUUAAUAAGAUUGUCAUUUGAUUUGAGACUUUCCGUUUUGAAUUUUCCUCGGUGCUCAGUAUUUUUGUUAUUUUUCUUUUCACCGAUACUAGUUUUUCAAUUAUCGAAAGUGAAACAAUCUUGUCUCGUGUUCUUAUAAUGUUGGAAUUUUCGAUUUGAUCCGAUUUGCCUCCUAUUUUUAGUAUCAAGUUUAAGCCACUACAUAUUGAUCGAGUUUUCGUUAGCAUUUUAAAAUUCCAAGAGAAAAAAGGACUUCAAUCGAAACUCAAAUUAUCUAAUAUUUAAAAGAAUAAAACUUUGAGAAGACUGAUAAAUGGGAAAAAAUAGAAAUAUAAGGGUUCCGGGUUUAUUCAGAAUACUGUAGAACUGACGACAGGAGAUAUAUUUUGUGUUGUUGUAAACUUUUUAAAGAUAUGUUACCCCAUGUUGUUUAGUUUGUUAU